Molecule: messenger RNA, 531 nt
Organism: Parnassius apollo (apollo)
Lineage: Eukaryota; Metazoa; Arthropoda; Insecta; Lepidoptera; Papilionidae
Source: the annotation of a GenBank genome assembly
AUGAAAGAACAUCUAAGUACAGUAUUACCGAACCACCAAUUUAGAUUCCGGGAAAAACACGGGACAAUUGAACAGGUACACCGUAUAGUUGACACCAUCAGCAGAUGCCUUGAAAACAAAUUAUAUUGCUCUGCAGUCUUUUUGGAUAUCAGCCAAGCGUUUGAUAAGGUAUGGCAUGACGGCCUCCUGUUCAAGCUAAAGAAGCAUCUCCCACAUUGUCUAUUCCUAAUAUUGAAAUCCUACUUAGAUAAAAGAUGCUACCAAGUGAAGUACGGCGAUGAUCUCUCAGAAGUACACGAAUUAGAAUCAGGUGUCCCUCAGGGCAGUAUAUUGGGCCCUAUACUCUACCUCAUUUUUACAGCAGAUAUCAAAACAACUGACCACACCACGACUGCAACAUACGCUGAUGAUACGGCGCUUCUGUCGGCUCAUAGAAACCCAGAAACGGCAUCAUCACAGCUGCAAAAGCACCGGACAGAAUUUGAGAGGUGGCUGAAGCAUUGGAGAAUAAAAGUCAAUGAGAAAAAAUAG